Molecule: messenger RNA, 1989 nt
Organism: Nannochloropsis gaditana CCMP526
Exons: 3
Source: RefSeq, a predicted model, not a curated record
AAAGAAGUCGGCCUCCAGCAAUGUGUGAAGAUUUGUCGUAGCCGGAGAAGGCCAACCCUAAUCCCUCCCGGUAUUCCUCGAGACGCCUCCCUGUCCGGGCCCCGCCCCAAUAGCGACAACAUCGGGCCAUCAUGCUCGCCACUGGUGCCAGCGGCUACCCCUGUGGACCUUCAUACGUUGUGGGAGUGGACCAUGGCUGUCUCCUCUUCCUCAUCACGCCGCAAACGUUUCCACGCCGUCGUGCAGGGGCUCGCGGGCGAGAGGGACGAGGCUCUCCACAGGCUCCACGCCGCCGUGUGCGAGCUCCGGCGGCUACAGCGUGUGGAGAGGGAAAGCAAGAGCUUGCGAGUCGGCCUCCGGUCGUCGGAGAGAAUCCGAGGACAGCUGACAUCCUUGCUGGAGGAGUGCGAGCGCUCCUGGGUCUUGUCUCCUCCUCCCUGCGCCUGUGCCCGCAAGGACUUUCCUCCGGCUGGCGUCGUGAUGGGAGGCGGUCGAGGCGGGGGGAAAGAGAGCGCCAAGCUGGAUGAGGCUGCGGACGAGGGGAAGAAGGAAGAGCCGAAGGAGGAAAAGGGGAAGGAGAGGGAAGAGAAGAAACUUGCGGUGGAGAAGGAGGACGAGGAGGAGGAGCAGCAGCAACAGCAACAGCAGCAACAGCAGCAGCAGCAGGAGGAGGAAGAAGAAGAGGAGGAAGCGCAUACAGACGACGGUGGGGAGAAGGGGGAAAAUGAAGACAAGAAAAGAGAAGAAGUUUUCCGGGGGCACUGGCGGGAAUGGGGCCUGACGGAAAGCGAAGAGGGCGGCUCUCCUGAGGCCGGCCUGGGGGCGAAGAACGCCAGAACGGCAGAAGCCUCCUCCUUCCCAUCCUGCGGGGCAAGCGGUAGCACCCUGACCACUGCCGCCAGCAUCUUGUCGGACGCAGAGGGCUUGCACGCGGUCUUCUGUCGGUAUUCCAGCCUGCAACAGCACCGCUCCAGCGCCCACCGUCCCGUCCCCGCUGCCCUGAUCGCCAAGCCUUCUCCUCCUUCCUCCUCCGGCAUGCCCCCCUCCCUCUUCUCCUCCCGGGGGGAGCUGCUGGCAGCGGCGAACGAAAGGAGGAAACACGCGACAGAGACCAAGAGUGCGGUGCUUCAUAGCUCGGUGGUAGCUCACGUGCCUGAAAAUAGAGGGGAGGUGACGAGGAGGAAAAUGGGCGCCUUAGCAGGAACAGAAUCCGAGGAUCGCGUUGUAAAGGCCGGCAGCAGGGGGGAUGUCGAGGGGGAGGAGACCGGCAGUCGUCCUGGGGGAGAGCUGCGGGACGAUCCUGGCAUGGGGCCCCUCGAUGGGCGGAGGGCAAAAGGCGGGAAGCAGGGAGAGCAGAAGCCAGAGACGAAGACGAGGACGACGCAGGAAGACAGCAAGGACGCGCUUUUGGGGUCCAGAUCUCUGGUGCAUGUCGGUCAUCGCAGACAGAAAUCCUCCCAGGCCUCCGCCCGCCUCUUUCCUGCGGGCACAGAGACGGCGUGGGGCAGGCGUGUGGGACCCCGACCCACCAAAGAGGAGCUCUCCUGGCACCAAUAUUGCCCUGAGACGCCUUGUCGACGGACGCUUCCAUCCAUGGUAGCGCCGUCCGCCCCCCACUCGCCCUCCUUCUUGGCCCUGGCCCCCCUCUUGCCCGACACCCGGGCGGGCAGACCCAGGAGGGGGAAGGGAACGGGGAGGAAGGAAGGUAGCCGUCAGAAGGGUUAUGCGGGUGCUAGGCCGGCGGAAAUGGGUGGGGUGAGCGGGAAGAGCGUCGAUAAGAAGACAAGGACGAGAGGAGUGAUGGCUUCAGCCACGGCAGGCUCGGUGACCUCCACACGCUUGCUCUCGGCCCGUGACACGUUAAAAAUCUCCUUCUCUGACGCGGACGCCGGACCCCGCCUGCCUCUUGCGGCCUGGCGCGAUGCGGAGGCUCGCUCUAUUUCUCACACUGCCACCUCCGUCUCCUCCUCGCGGCGUCUGUGGGUCUAA